AUGCCUCUUCAAGUUAUUGGCGCGGGGUGUAAUCGAACUGGCACAUAUUCACUUCAUGCUGCUUUAGAGAUAUUAGGGUAUCAAACACACCAUGGGUACUGUCUGCUCAAAGAUCCAAAACAUCAAGACCCGAGUAUUUGGCUGAAUGCCCUCAAUACACCAGAAAAUGCCCGGGAGGGAUGGGAAAUUGCGUACCACAAUUACACUGCUGCUGUCGACUGGCCAACCGCCCCAUUUUACAAACAACUAGCAGAUCGAUACCCCAAGAGCAAGGUUAUUUUGACUACACGACCCGUCGAAAGCUGGUACUCUUCAAUGGAGAAUUCCGUUUUUCUCUUUGUCCGUUUGAGGUUUGUCAAACGUUGGCUUCCAAAGCAUAUUCAACUCUUAGACGAGCUGUACUUUCGAACCUUCCUGAACGGCGCAUUGCCAGACCCGAACGAUGAAUCACCAAUGUAUGACCGCGAGUACAUGGUGAAAUGCUACGAUGCCUACGUUUGUAAAGUCAAAGCUGACAUUCCUGAAGAUCGCCUGCUUAUCAUGUCUCCAAACGACGGAUGGGAGCCACUAUGUGCAUUUUUAGAAAAGCCUAUACCGGAUGUACCAUUUCCUAUAACAAAUUCAAGACUUAAUUUCGCCGACUUUAUCAUAAAACCAAUGCUCGAGAACCACCAAGAGAAUAUGGCUGUACGCUUUACAGCCAUGGUUCUAACCUUAUGGGGCAAAAGACCAGCUAGCCAGCAUAUUCUUAAAUCAGUAUUCGUAGCAGUCGCUAUGUGUAUAAUCUCUCAAAUUUUAUUCCCUAAUUUCGACUUAUUUUCAAUGUUAAAAGAAUACAUUAUUAUAAUGACAAAUAUAAAGUAA
Molecule: messenger RNA, 864 nt
Organism: Zychaea mexicana
Lineage: Eukaryota; Fungi; Mucoromycota; Mucoromycetes; Mucorales; Lichtheimiaceae
Exons: 2
Coding region: 1-864 (287 amino acids)
Source: RefSeq, a predicted model, not a curated record